UCUUUUGUGUCAGAGGGUAGAAACGAUGUCAACUUCCUUUAUUGAAAAGACAGCAGUGUGUCAAAAUUUAAUCAUUUAUUUUCAAUAUGAACAGUUAGUAGUGCAUCAAAACUGUUCAAAUAACAAAGGAAUGACUUCUUGAAAACGCUGAUAAACAUGUCGAAGACAGGAACAUUACAAGAGCGACCUAAACCUCCUUCAUUUGAACAUAUGAAACAGGAUGUUGAAAAUGCUUCGGAGAAUGACGUCGUUUUUUUGGCUGGGAAUAAUGCUUUGAGUCAGAGUAAUAUUGCAAUGAUUGAGUCUUUUAUGGAGUUAUCACCCUUGGACCAAAAAGCCUCUAAUGAAAAAAUGUCUGGAGGUGCAGAUCGGACAGGUGUUACUGAGGGGGUGGAAAAAUCUUACCAAGAUACACUAGAGCUGCUAAGACUCAAUAAGAUGCUGGCUCGUGCUCCACAGGAGUUAGAGGACAAGUACAACAGUUUACAACAGUUGGGAGAGGAUAUCACUGCGUCCAUAUCUAAACUUCAGAAAUCUACAGAGGCCAUCAAACAGUGACAUCUAUAAUAACAAAAAUAUACAUAGAGGCCAUCAAACAGUGACAUGACAUCUAUAAUAACAAAAAUCUACACAGGCUAUCAAACAGUGACAUGUUUUAACUUUAUUAUCCUACAAAGGCCAUAUAUUCCUUAAUGUCACACCAUAUUUAUAAUAAAUUUUCUUGUUGUUAAUCGGAGUUUUGAACCUAUUUUGUGGACUGGGAUGUACUUCAGGUGUUCCAAAAUAAAACAAGACUAACUGCUCACAAUAAAAUGUUUAUUAAUGCUGAAUUCAAAUUAAUACAGUCAUUAAGCACACUCGCAUACUGCAUACACAUGCUUAAAUAUUGGGAAAUUAUUUUGACCAAAGUCACAUAUAAUAUCGACUAUGGCCGUCACCUUGUCAGCCCUCCAAACUGACCUUUGUGGCAUAGUGUUACAUGUUCAUUAUAACCACUUGUAUCUUCAUACUAGAUAAACAAAGGUUACUUGAACAUAAAUAGUAACCUUGACUUUCAUUCUAUGAUAACAAUGUACAGAUGUACAUGUAAGUACAGCCUCCUUUAUCACCUUUUGUUACCGGUAUGUAAAAGCCAAGGAAUACGAGGAGAACACACUGUCUUGGUGGCAAGCUAGCUUUCCCAGUGAUGCACUUCAAAUCCUGGUACUCGCUCAAUAACAGUUUUCAAACUUAAUGGUAGACCGAUAAACAAUCACUGUGAAAAAGAUUAGAGUAGCAGUGGUCCUGAGAACCACUGUUCUACCUUAUUGUUACCAAAUUUCUAAAUUUCAUUACAUUGAUAAAUAACUUUGUAAAUAACAUGUUCUACGUCAAGUUCUAAUCUAUGAACAUUUUAGUAGGUGUGCAAGAUAUCUACGGUCCCAUUGUCUAUACCUUAGGAUCUCAAACCUUGUAAGAGCCUGCAAAAAGAUACAAUUUGAUGCACCUUAGGAUCUUUCUGUUCAUGAAGAUAAUUUGAUUCUUGCAUAUCUGGGCCUGAAGAAGAUUGGUGAAAUUUUUGCCAGUUUGACCUUUUUGACUCGGACCCUUGGCAGCUUAAUUUUCAUACUAUCAAACUGCAAUCACAUGGUAAAAAUUCAAGCCUGGUUUGAAAUAUUUCCCGCUGAAAAUAACACAGUAACAUACCCCUCCCCAAUGGGGAAUGAGUGACCCUGGGGUAAAGAAAUUCAGACUCUUGAUAAAGAACCUUGGUACC
Molecule: messenger RNA, 1756 nt
Organism: Mizuhopecten yessoensis (Yesso scallop)
Lineage: Eukaryota; Metazoa; Mollusca; Bivalvia; Pectinida; Pectinidae
Exons: 3
Coding region: 157-558 (133 amino acids)
Source: RefSeq, a predicted model, not a curated record